ACUAGUAGUACUUCGUUUGUGAGGGUAUUAUUGUUACAUAGACAAAUCACGACCUCUACAUCAACUUCAAAUUUGAAGAAUCCAAAAAAUUAUUUUGCAUACAAUUUAUAAAUUUGUUUAAAUUUUGUGUAUUUAUUGACCAAAUAACCCACAAAAUGGAUUAUAGCGGAACUUGUCAUACCAAACACGCCCUUAGACCAAUUCUUUCAUUUCUCUAAUUCUCUUCAACUGGGAGCUGGAGUGCUGGACAUUGGAAGGAUUCUAUCCACCUGCAUUCUUCUAAAGAUCCAAUUUUGUUUUAUCUCGCUCCCAUAAUUCACGAUCUCAUGUCUUCAUAUUCGUGUUCUUGAAAAAAGAGUGAUCUUUGAAAUUUUAUUUCAAUUUUGACUUGGUGUCUGAGUUCCGAUUUCAUUCUCAAACUAGACUGGAAUUGAAGAGGUAGUAGCAUAUGGCUAAUGGGGCAGCGGUUGCUGAGAGGGCUACCAGUGACAAACUGGAUGCUCCAGAUUGGGCAAUAAACAUCGAGCUUUGCGAUACGAUAAAUAUGGAUCCUAGGCAGGCGAAGGAGGCACUAAAGAUAAUCAAGAAAAGACUGCGGAGUAAAAGCCCUAAAAUUCAGCUCCUUGCGCUGUUUGUGGUAGAUACUCUGAGCAAAAACUGCGGGGAGCUUAUAUUUCAGCUUAUUGUUGAGCGGGAUAUUCUGCGUGAGAUGGUCAAAAUUGUAAAAAAGAAGCCUGAUUUUAACGUGAGGGAGAAGAUACUUGUGUUGAUUGAUACUUGGCAAGAAGCUUUAGGCGGAAUGAGUGGAAGCUUUCCCCAAUAUUUUUCUGCUUACAAUGAACUGAAGCUUGCUGGUGUUGAAUUUCCUCCUCGAGAGGAAUCGAGUUUAACAUUGUUCGAACCACCAAAAACCCAUACCAUAUCUGAGACUACUUUCCCAUGUGAGGAUGCAGGCAUUGAAACAUUGUUGGAAUCUGAUGCCUCUGGACUGAGCCUGGGGGAGAUUCAGACUGCUGAGGGACUCGCUGACGUUCUUAUGGAAAUGCUGACCGCCUUGGAUCCAAAUAAUUCUCAGGGAGUGAAGGACGAGAUCAUUGUCGACUUGGUCGAUCAGUGUCGUUCAUACCAAAAGCGUGUCACAGUUCUUGUGAAUGAGACCACAGACGAAAACCUUCUAUGUAGAGGAUUAGCGUUGAAUGACAGCUUGCAGCGAGUUCUUCGUUGCCAUGAUGAUAUUGCCUGCAGAACUCCCCCAGUUCCAGUGGGGAAAAUAGAAGCUCCGGUUGCGCCUCUUAUGAAUGUGGAUCACGAAGAAGACGAUUUUUCUCAGCUGAUGCGCAGAUCAUCGAAAGGGCUAGCACGAAAGACCGAGCCUGCACAUUGCAGCCCUAUUCUUCCUCCAACAAAACCAACUAGCACAGAUUCUGGCAAAGUUGGUUAUCCCAGUGACAACGAGCGUUCUUCUGGAGCAUCAGGAUCUACGAGAAGUGCUGUUCCGGCUCACUCAAGCAGUCAAAAAUCAUUCCCUCCACCAAGUCCAACGCAUUCUUCAUCUUCUGACGACGAUUUCAUAAACCCCACAGCAUCCGCAUUUGCUCCAACACCACAAGCACUCAACGGAGCAGCUGCAAUGAGCAAAUACGCAGAUCCCUCACCACCUGCAGUUAACCUUCUGCCUCCGCCACCAAUCAGGUACAGCCAGAGGCAGCAGUUUUUCAAUCAAAGACAGGCGAAUGGUGGCGGCGCAUCUAGCUCAAGUAGCCGGUCUUCCGGUUCAUCUUUUGACAGCCUGAUUGGGCAGACCAAGAAUAUGUCGCUCAGAUCGCCACCGGGUGCCACCGAGCAGGAAAAGGCGGACGAUGCUCUUUUCAGAGACUUGGUUGAAUUUGCUAGAGCCAAGUCAUCAUCACCCAGACCAGAUAGGUCAGUGUGAGAGAAAAUGUAGUUGGCUGUGAGUUUGGAUUGCUCUAUUUUCCUUUUUCCUCCAUUAUUUAAGAGAAAAUGGAGUAUAUAUUUCUGGGAUUUAGGAGAACUUAGGUGUAUCUGCUUGAUGAUGAUGUAAAUCUGUCUCUAAAUGUCAAUUUAAAGUGUGUAUUCUUAUGAAUUUUAAGAUACCUAUACUAUUUUCAUUCAUUUUA
Salvia splendens (bonfire salvia) is the source of this 2138-nucleotide messenger RNA. Its product is annotated as TOM1-like protein 4. The record is from RefSeq and is a predicted model, not a curated record. Gene Ontology annotation, biological process: protein transport to vacuole involved in ubiquitin-dependent protein catabolic process via the multivesicular body sorting pathway. Gene Ontology annotation, molecular function: ubiquitin binding; phosphatidylinositol binding. Lineage: Eukaryota; Viridiplantae; Streptophyta; Magnoliopsida; Lamiales; Lamiaceae. Bases 449 to 1933 code for a protein of 494 amino acids. The transcript has 10 exons.